AUGAAAUUUAAUGUAGGUGAGAAUGACUGUCCAUGCUUUCCGGGGUUAUUUGAAUAUUCUCAGAUUUCGGCUGGGGGUUCCUUGGACGCAGCAAUUAAACUCAAUCAUAAGAGUGCGGACAUUUGCAUUAAUUGGGCUGGUGGCUUGCAUCAUGCUAAGAAAAUGGAAGCAAGUGGAUUUUGCUACGUGAACGAUAUAGUGCUUGCUAUAUUGGAAUUGCUGAAGUAUCAUAAUAGAGUCUUGUAUAUUGACAUCGAUGUACAUCAUGGAGAUGGUGUAGAAGAAGCAUUCUAUUGCACUCACAGAGUAAUGACUGUGUCUUUCCACAGAUACGGUGACUUUUUUCCCGGAACUGGAGAUAUCAAGGAUGUUGGAAGAGGUUCGAUAAAGAUAUAGGCCCGAUGCUGUGGUUAUUUAAUGUGGUGCAGAUUCUCUCGCCUAUGA
Molecule: messenger RNA, 444 nt
Organism: Stylonychia lemnae
Lineage: Eukaryota; Ciliophora; Spirotrichea; Sporadotrichida; Oxytrichidae
Source: the annotation of a GenBank genome assembly